AUGGCCGAAUUUCUAAGCCCAUUUGUGUUUUGGGGACAAAAUUCCAAAUCUGUCUCAUUGCGAGUUGAUUUGAGGGAUGUCAAAAAUGAAACAGUAAAUAUAGAUGAAAACAGUAUUCAGUUUGAUGCAACUGCUGUUGGUCUCAAGGGUAAUCAUAAAUAUAAAUUUGAUAUUGACUUUUAUCUACCUGUGGAUCCAAAGGAAAGCAGUUAUAAAGUAACAGAAAAAUGUGUUGAAUUUGAACUGAAAAAAGAAGGUGAAGAUGAGGUAUGGCCAAGAUUAACAGAAAAACAAGUCAAACUUCCGUGGCUUAAAAUAGAUUUUGAUAAAUUUCAACUAGAAGACGACUCAGACAAUGAAAACAAAAAUGUAAGUACUACAAAAUUUUUCAAAAGUUCAUUAAAAAAAAUGAGAAGAAGAAAAAGAUCAGGAAAUAUUAAGCCAUUUGAUUUUAAGUUAACUUACACCUUACUAUAUAAUUUAUUUCAAUUUGUGGGAUUUUUGUUUAUAUUUGUAAAGCUACAGUACCAAUAUUAUCAACAUGGAGAAGAAGCUAAAAAGAUAGCAUUUGAAGAUGUUGGUAGUCAGAUUAUGUUAUGUCAGAUUAUAGCUGUAUUAGAAAUCAUACAUCCAAUGAUUGGAUUAGUUAAAACUGGUUGGAUAGCUCCUUUGGCACAGGUGUUUGGUAUUAAUUUUAUUUUGUUUGUAUUAAUUUUUCAAGAACAACAAUUACAACAUGCUCCUGUUACAUGGUAUUUAUUUACUGUGUGGAGUUUUAUAGAAUUAGUUAGAUACCCAUAUUAUAUGUUAAGUAGUGCCAAUAUAGAUAUAGGAUUAUUAACAUGGUUAAGAUAUACAUUAUGGAUACCAUUAUAUCCUAUUGGUUUCUUAUUAGAAGGUAACAAUGAAUUAUCAUAUUUUUCUAAUGCAAUAUUGAGAUAA
This is a messenger RNA of Lottia gigantea (owl limpet), 942 nucleotides long. RefSeq lists its product as hypothetical. Gene Ontology annotation, cellular component: endoplasmic reticulum membrane. Gene Ontology annotation, biological process: fatty acid elongation; very long-chain fatty acid biosynthetic process; sphingolipid biosynthetic process. The record is from RefSeq and is a predicted model, not a curated record. The coding region runs from base 1 to 942 and encodes 313 amino acids. Lineage: Eukaryota; Metazoa; Mollusca; Gastropoda; Lottiidae. Gene Ontology annotation, molecular function: 3-hydroxyacyl-CoA dehydratase activity. The transcript is spliced from 8 exons.